This is a messenger RNA of Odobenus rosmarus divergens (Pacific walrus), 1575 nucleotides long. RefSeq names its product fibrinogen-like 2 (gene FGL2). The transcript has 2 exons. NCBI's taxonomy places the organism in Eukaryota, Metazoa, Chordata, Mammalia, Carnivora, Odobenidae. Bases 77 to 1399 code for a protein of 440 amino acids. The record is from RefSeq and is a predicted model, not a curated record.
CUCAGGCAGGCAGCUGCGGCUCUUAAAACAGCGCCGGCCCCGCACGCUCCCUCCUGGGGUGAGCGCUGCCACCAACAUGAAGCCAGCCAGCUUCUGCUGGCUGAGCUCGGCUGUCCUUGCUGCUUACGGCUUGUUGGUUGUGGCAAACAAUGAAACGGAGGAAAUUAAAGAUGAAACGGCCAGGGAUGCCUGCCCGGUGCGACUAGAAAGCAGAGGGAAAUGCGACGAGGGCGGCCAAUGCCCCUACCAGGUGAGCCUGCCCCCGUUGACGAUUCAGCUCCCCAGGCAGUUCGGCAGGAUCGAGGAGGUGUUCAAGGAAGUCCAGAACCUCAAGGAAAUGGUAAAUAGCCUGAAGAAAUCUUGCCAGGACUGCAAAUUGCAAGCUGACGACAGCCGGGACCCAGGCAGAAAUGGACUGCUGUCACCUAGCCCGGGAUCCCAGGGAGAAGCCGAUGACAACAGAGUUCGAGAAUUAGAGAGUGAGGUGAACAAGCUGUCCUCUGACCUAAAGAAUGCAAAGGAGGAGAUCGACCUGCUUCAGGGUCGCCUGGAGAAGCUCAAUCUUGUAAAUAUGAACAACAUAGAAAAUUAUGUUGAUAGCAAAGUGGCAAAUCUAACUUCAGUUGUCAAUAGCUUGGAUGGCAAGUGUUCGUCUAAGUGUCCCAUUCAAGAACAAAUACAGUCACGUCCAGUUCAACAUCUGAUAUAUAAAGAUUGCUCUGACUACUACACAAUAGGCAAAAGAAGCAGUGAGAUCUACAGAGUUACACCAGAUCCCAAAAAUAGUAGCUUCGAAGUUUUCUGUGACAUGGAGACCAUGGGGGGAGGCUGGACAGUGCUGCAAGCCCGUCUUGACGGAAGCACCAACUUCACCAGAAUGUGGCGAGACUACAAAGUAGGCUUUGGAAACCUCAGAAGAGAAUUUUGGCUGGGGAACGAUAAAAUUCAUCUUUUGACCAAGAGUAAGGAAAUGAUUCUAAGAAUAGAUCUUGAAGACUUUAACGGUGUCAAACUCUAUGCCUUGUAUGAUCAGUUUUAUGUGGCCAGUGAGUUUCUCAGAUACCGUUUACACGUCGGUAACUAUAAUGGCACAGCUGGAGAUGCCUUACAUUUCAGUAAACAUUACAACCAUGAUCUGAAGUUCUUCACCACCCCAGAUAGGGACAAUGAUCGAUAUCCCUCUGGGAACUGUGGGCUCUAUUACAGUUCAGGCUGGUGGUUUGAUGCAUGUCUUUCUGCAAACUUAAAUGGCAAAUAUUAUCACCAAAAAUACAGAGGUGUCCGUAAUGGGAUUUUCUGGGGCACCUGGCCUGGGAUAAGUGAGGCACAGCCUGGUGGCUACAAGUCCUCCCUCAAAGAGGCCAAAAUGAUGAUUAGACCCAAGCACUUUAAGCCAUAAAUCACUAAUGCUCAUUCUUCUUGAGUAUUCAUUACCUAAUAGGGCAAUUAAUUCCUUUAGCACUUUGGAAUAUGUUUCAUACUCCUUUUCUAUGACUAAAAAUUUAUCUCUAAGCAGUGGGUUCUUAUGCUACACAGCAUUUGAAAUAAAGCUGAAAAAAUAUACAUUUUAAAGGA